AUGGGGAACUCUAACUCUGGGAAACUAGGGCACUUCUAUGCACAGGAGAAGGAGGGCAAGAGUACACUGGUAGUAAUGAAGAUGAGGAAGAUCGGUAGUAAAUGGAGUAAAGAGGCGGAGCUACGGAGGAUUCUUAGGGGGUUGGGGUCGUCUCCGCCACGGUGCUCCUCCAAGUGUGGAAGAUGCACGCCGUGCAAGCCUGUGCACGUACCGGUGCCUCCGGGCACACCUCAUAUGAUAUAA
This is a messenger RNA of Thlaspi arvense, 243 nucleotides long. The record is from the annotation of a GenBank genome assembly. NCBI's taxonomy places the organism in Eukaryota, Viridiplantae, Streptophyta, Magnoliopsida, Brassicales, Brassicaceae.